This is a messenger RNA of Kickxella alabastrina, 600 nucleotides long. RefSeq lists its product as uncharacterized. NCBI's taxonomy places the organism in Eukaryota, Fungi, Kickxellomycota, Kickxellomycetes, Kickxellales, Kickxellaceae. Gene Ontology annotation, molecular function: ribosome binding. Gene Ontology annotation, biological process: mitochondrial respiratory chain complex III assembly. Gene Ontology annotation, cellular component: mitochondrion; Cbp3p-Cbp6 complex. The transcript has a single exon. The record is from RefSeq and is a predicted model, not a curated record. Bases 167 to 529 code for a protein of 120 amino acids.
CCCCCCCCCCUUUUUUCAAUUUUCUUUUUCAACUUUCUUUUACGCUUUGCUCGAUUUCGAUUUUAAAUUUUUGUGAAUUUCUUAUCUUCUUUUCUUUUUUGAUUACCACAACCUUUAACAACUAUCCUCGGCAGCAACAGCUAACAAGCGUAGUACCUUUAUAAACAUGUCUCGCAUAUCUGGAAAAUUGGGCGAACUUCAAGCGGCGUACCAGCGUGCCGUCAGCUUAUGGCCAAUGGAUAAGCUGCGGCCUACUCACUGUUACAAGAGCGUGCUGAAGCAACAGAUGAACAAAAAGUUUGACAAGCUGAGUGCACUGCGUGGUGACCAGCUUAACUCAGAAAUUACAGUUGUCCAGAAGGAGCUGGAUGCGCUGAACAACCUGGUGUCGAACAGGUACCGGUCUCAGUACAAAGUGUCGGAAGCAAUCAGCGAUCCGGUCUCCCACAAAGGGUACUACACACAGCUGCUCAACAGCAUUGAUGAUGCCGUCAAGACCAACAGAAAGACGUCGUUGCGGGUUGAUUAGACUAGACUAGACUAGUUUAGUUUAGAUCACUCAUGGUUCUGUGGGUUGCAGUGUAUAGAUAAAUAAAAAUU